Molecule: messenger RNA, 1767 nt
Organism: Paramuricea clavata
Lineage: Eukaryota; Metazoa; Cnidaria; Anthozoa; Malacalcyonacea; Plexauridae
Source: the annotation of a GenBank genome assembly
AUGUGGAUAUCCUUCGACGUUGUUGCCUUGAAUUUCGCGAGUUGUUCCGUGACGUCACCGACAUUGACAUUCGAGAAAUGCCUAACCAUUGCGUCAGCGUGCAAUCUCGUGUUUCUGACGAAUUUCCUUAAAGAAAACACCAUUGCUAUCCUGCCUCCACACUGCUAUCAUCCAGGAAUCAAACAAUCCAACAACGCCUUGAAACGGUUAUCUUACACAGCCGAGAAGAAUGACUUGUACAUUCAACAUAAGCGGAAUGGUGGAGAGAAGACUGUUGGUCAAUAUUCCCUGGAUGGCUAUGAUGAGGAAACACAUACGGCGUAUGAAUUCCAUGGUUGUUUCUGGCACGGUAAGUUUUUUUAGAGGGACAGUUUUUUUACACAGGUACAGUACUUUAAAGGGACACUCCGCCCCCAGAACAAGUGUCGCUCAUAAGAAAGCUUUAUAUGAGUCUACCUUGGAAUGAAUAUUCGUUCGCCUCAAUUCUUUUUCGUUUGCGAGAAAUUUAACUUUGUUUCACUGAUUUUUCGUUCAUUAUCGCCGCCAUGUUUGUUGAAUCCGCGGGUGGUCCUAUGAAUGCCGUGACGUAAGUGUGUGAUAGAAACGCUCAGUCUUUGAUGUAAACACUAUAAAUUAACAGCUUCGUAGUUCAUUUCGGUGUGAUUUUGGGUAAAUAAAUUCUGUUAUUGAUCGUUUGCCCUCUUACUGAUCAUUUUAAAUUAUGGCGCGAUCGAGUACUAGCAGCUCUUCUGAAGUAGACGAAGAUAUAUCACCGAAUAAGGUAAAUUAUUCGAACCUACGAUUAAGAAAGCCUCCAGCUACAGCAUGCAGGCUCUGUCUUCCAUAUUACUGUCCCAAUAUGAUGUCGGAAGAAGUUAAGAUGAUGGUUGUACAUUGUUUUAGAACAUGAACUCGUAUAAAAUACACAAUUUAAUAUUAUAAAUAUAUGCAGCAAAUAAAAAUAUACACAACAUAAAUGUUACUGAAGUGUUUAUGCUUUAUUUGUGUCUAAUAACGUACAAAUGUUCAGAAAGUUAAUUCUGCCACAAUAUGAAAACUACAAAAUAUAAAUUACAUAAUGUACAAGUUUUUUAUACUACAAAUACAUGCAAGCAAACCUUUUUCUUUUGGAAUUCUGUGGUAGCUGAUUCCCACAGUUUUCCGUGAGUUGUUAGUACACUCAGGAACCAUGCAAUGAGGCAUCUUUGGUUAAAAAAUAUUUAAAAGGAAACUCUAAAGACUAAAGCUUGAUUAUAUAAUUUGUUUCGAAGCUAAUCUGAUUAUACAAUUUGUUUCUAUCACACACUUACGUCACGGCACUCAUAGGACCACCCGCGGAUUCAACAAACAUGGCGCGAUAAUGGACGAAAAGGUAGGCUCAUAUAAAGCUUUCUUAUGAGCGACACUUGUUCUGGGGGUGGAGUGUCCCUUUAACGAAAAUUUUUUACAGGAUUUUUGAAAUGUUAUGCAAGGGACACCGUCAACAAAGUCAGCGAAAAUACCAUGCAUGAUCUCCAUCAAGCCGCCAUGGAGAAGACCCAAUACCUUAAAGAUCGUGGCCUACAUGUUGUUGAAAUGUGGGAGUGCGACAUGAAGAAAGAAUUGCAACACGAUGAAGACAUGAAACAGUACUUCGAGGAUUACGAUGUGGUGGAUCCUUUGGAACCACGACAUGCUUUCUAUGGUGGUCGAACCAACGCAACAAAACUCUUCCACGAAUGCAAAGAGGAUGAGAAGAUAAGGCAUGUUGUUAGUGCACCCAAAUAA